AGCCGGAGCCGGUGCCGGUGCGGGCGGAGCCCCCGGGGUCAUUUUCCCCCGGAGCCCCCGCGCUACCGGUGCCGGUGCUCCCCGCCGGUGCCGCAUCCCCUCCGGAGCCCUCCCGGUGCCGGCGCCGUUCUCCCCCCCGGUCAUGCCCCCCCGGCGCGUCUUGGCGGAGAUCGUGGCGCUCGGAGCCGGGGUCGGCGGCGAUGGCGGAGGAGAGCUCGAGCGGCAGCAGCGGCUCGCCUGGCGCCGGGGACACGCUGCCCUGGAACCUGGGCAAGCACCAGCGCUCCCAGCGCGCCAAGGCGGCCGCGGGCAACGGGACGGUGCUGGACCCCGCCGAGAGAGCCGUCAUCCGCAUCGCAGAUGAGCGAGAUCGUGUCCAGAAGAAAACCUUCACCAAAUGGGUCAACAAGCACCUUAUCAAGCACUGGCGACCAGAGGCGCAGCGCCAUGUCAACGACCUGUACGAGGACCUGCGGGACGGGCACAACCUCAUCUCGCUGCUGGAGGUGCUGUCGGGUGACACCCUGCCCCGGGAGCGCGACGUCCUGCGGACCUUGCGGUUGCCCCGGGAGAAGGGCCGGAUGCGCUUCCACAAGCUGCAGAAUGUCCAGAUUGCCCUCAACUACCUGAAGCACCGGCAGGUGAAGCUGGUGAACAUCCGCAACGAUGACAUCGCCGACGGCAACCCCAAACUGACGCUGGGGCUCAUCUGGACCAUCAUCCUGCACUUCCAGAUCUCAGACAUCCAGGUGACCGGGCAGUCGGAGGACAUGACAGCCAAGGAGAAGCUGCUGCUGUGGUCCCAGCGGAUGGUGGAGGAUUACCAGGGCCUGCGCUGCGACAACUUCACCACCAGCUGGCGGGACGGGCGCCUCUUCAACGCCAUCAUCCACCGGCACAGGCCAAUGCUGAUCGACAUGAGCCGGGUGUACCGCCAGAACAACCUGGAGAACCUGGACCAGGCCUUCACCGUGGCCGAGCGGGAACUGGGGGUGACGCGGCUGCUGGACCCCGAAGACGUGGACGUGGCGCAGCCCGACGAGAAGUCCAUCAUCACCUACGUGUCCUCGCUGUACGACGCCAUGCCGCGCGUGCCCGAGGUGCAGGACGGCGUCAAGGCCAACGAGCUGCAGCUGCGCUGGCAGGAGUACUACGAGGUGGUGACGGGGCUGCUGCAGUGGAGCCGGCAGCACUCGGCGCUCUUCGAGGAGCGGCGCCUCCCUGCCAGCUACGAGGAGAUCGAGAUCCUCUGGCGCCAGUUCCUCAAGUUCAAGGAGACGGAGCUGCCGGCUCGGGAGGCCGACAAGAACCGCUCCAAAGCCAUCUUCCAGGCGCUGGAGGGCGCAGUGCAGUCGGGCCAGCUGAAGGUGCCCCCCGGGUACCACCCCCUGGACGUGGAGAAGGAGUGGGGGCGGCUGCACGUGGCCGUGCUGGAGCGGGAGAAGCUGCUGCGGGCUGAGUUUGAGAGGCGAGUUCGGGGGGGCCGGGGGGCCGGGCAGGGCCGCGCUGGCAUCCACAACCCCCUGCCGCUGCCAAACCGCGGGGCUGGGCCCGGGCUGGAGCGGCUGCAGCGCGUGGUCACCAAGCUGCAGAUGGAGUCGGGGCUCUGUGAGGAGCAGCUGAACCAGGCGGAUGCUCUGCUGCAGGCGGACGUGCGGCUGCUGGCGGCCGGGAAGGCGCCGCAGAAGGCGGCAGAGGUGGAGAGGGACCUGGACAAGGCGGAUGCCAUGAUCCGGCUGCUCUUCAACGACGUGCAGACCCUCAAGGACGGGCGGCACCCGCAGGGCGAGCAGAUGUACCGUCGCGUGUACCGCCUGCACGAGCGCCUGGUGUCCAUCCGCACCGAGUACAACCUGCGGCUCAAGUCGGGGGCGCCGGUGACAGCGGUGACAUCCGUGGCGGUGACGGCGGCGCAGCAGCAGCGGCGGCCGGAGCCCGACGAUGCUCCCCUGCGAUACCUGCAGGAGCUGCUGGCCUGGGUGGAGGAGAACCAGCGGCGGGUGGCCACGGCCGAGUGGGGCGCCGACCUGCCCACUGUGGAGACGCACCUGGGCGCCCACCGCGGGCUGCACCGCGCCAUCGAGGAGUUCCGCGCCAAGGUGGAGCGGGCACGGGCUGAUGAGAGCCAGCUGUCCCCCGGCCCCAGCAGCGCCUACCGGGAGUGCCUGGGCAAGCUGGAGCUGCAGUACGCCAAGCUGCUGAACUCCUCCAAGUCGCGGCUGCGGCACCUGGAGAGCCUCCACGGCUUCGUCAGCGCCGCCACCAAGGAGCUGCUGUGGCUGAGCGAGCGCGAGGAGGAGGAGGUGGCCUUCGACUGGAGCCACAACAACCCUGCCAUGGCGGCCAAGAAGGAGAGUUACUCGGCGCUGAUGCGGGAGCUGGAGCUGCGGGAGCGGCGGAUCCAGGAGCUGCGGACCUCGGGGGAGCGGCUGCUGCGGGAGGAGCACCCUGGGGCACAGACCCUGGAGGCGUUCCUGGCGGCGCUGCAGACCCAGUGGAGCUGGAUGCUCCAGCUCUGCUGCUGCAUCGAGACCCACCUGAAGGAGAACACCAACUACUUCCAGUUCUUCGCCGAGGUGCGGGAGGCUGAGGAGCUGCUGCGCAAGACGGAGGAGACGAUGCGGCGCAAGUUCAGCUGCGACCGCGGCACCACGGCCACGCGCCUCGAGGACCUGCUGCAGGACCUGGCGGAGCAGAAGGAGCAGCUGGCGGAGCUGGGGGCGCAGCUGGGGGCUCUGUCCCGCCGUGCCAGGACCAUCGUGCAGCUGAAGCCACGCAGCCCCUCGACGCCUCUGCAGGGCCGGCCCCCCAUCCAGGCCGUGUGCGACUACAAGCAAAUGGAGGUGACCGUGCACAAGAACGACACCUGUGCCCUGGUGAACCACGCGCAGCCGCAGCAGUGGCGGGUGCUGAGCGCCGCUGGCAGCGAGGCCGUGGUCCCCUCGGUCUGCUUCCUCCUGCCACCCCCCAACAAGGAGGCUCUGGACGCCGUGCACAGGCUGGAGGCCACCCACCAGCAGCUGCUGGGGCUGUGGCAGCAGCUGCACCAGGACCUGCGCAGCCUCCGCGCCUGGCAGUACCUGAUGCGGGACAUCCAGCAGAUCCACUCCUGGACGCAGGUCACGUUCCGUACGCUGCCGGCUGAGGAGGUGCGCCAGGUGCUGUCCAGCCUGGAGAGGCACUACCAGGAGUUCCUGCGGGACAGCCAGGACUCGCAGAGCUUCCAGCCCGACGACCGGCUGCAGGUGGAGCGCGACUACAACGCCUGCACGCACAAGUACGAGCUGCUGCUGCGGAGCCAGGAGAAAGGAGAGCAGGACGAGUCUCUGUGCAAGAGCUACAUCUCGCAGCUGAAGGACAUCCGGCUGCAGCUGGAGAGCUGCGAGAGCCGCACUGUGCACCGCCUGCGCCUGCCCCUCAAGGCCGACCCCCUGCGCGAGUGCGCCCAGCGCCAGGCGGAGCAGCAGCAAACACACCUGGAGCUGGAGGGCAUCCAGAAGAACCUGGCCAAGGUCAGCGAGAAGACGGAGCAGGUGCUGGCACAGCCGGAGCAGGCGGGCUCGGCCCCCGUGCUGCGCUCCGAGCUGGAGGUCACACUGCGCAAGAUGGAGCAGGUCUACAGCCUGUCCAGCAUCUACCUGGAGAAGCUGAAGACCAUCGGGCUGGUGAUCCGGAGCACGCAGGGAGCUGAGGAGCUGCUCCGCAAGUAUGAGGAGCAGCUGAAGGACGUGCAGGCAGUGCCGGCCGACCUGGCUGAGCUGGAGGCCAGCAAGGCUGAGCUUAAGCGGCUGCGGGCACAGGCCGAGGGGCACCAGCCCUUCUUCAGCACGCUGGAGACCGACCUGGGCAAGGCCAAGGACGUCAACGAGCGCAUGGUGCGCGGGCACAGCGAGCGCGACGUGGACCUGGAGCGGUACCGGGAGCGGGUGCAGCAGCUGCUGGAGCGCUGGCAGGCCGUGCUGGGCCAGGCCGACCUGCGGCAGCGCGAGCUGGACCAGCUGGGCCGCCAGCUGGGCUACUACCGGCAGAGCUGCGACGCGCUGCGCCAGUGGAUCCGCGACGCCCGGCAGCGCCAGGAGGCCAUCCAGGCCGUGCCCAUCACUGACAGCCAGGCCGUGCGCGAGCAGCUGCUGCAAGAGAAGAAACUGCUGGAGGAGUGUGAACAGCACAAGGAGAAGGUGGAGGAGUGCCAGCGCUAUGCCAAGCAGUACAUUGACGCCAUCAAGGACUACGAGCUGCAGCUGGUGAGCUUCAAGGCACAGGUGGAGCCAGUGGCAUCGCCGGCCAAGAAGCCCAAAGUGCAGUCGGCAUCUGACAGCAUCAUCCAGGAGUACGUGGACCUGCGGACGCAGUACAGUGAGCUGACCACGCUCACCACCCAGUACAUCAAGUUCAUCACCGAGACACUGCGGCGGCUGGAGGACGAGGAGAAAGCCGCCGAGAAGCUGAAAGAGGAGGAGAGGAAGCGGCUGGCGGAGGUGGAGGCGCAGCUGGAGAAGCAGCGGCAGCUGGCCGAGGCCCACGCCAAAGCCAAGGCACAGGCGGAGGCGGAGGCACGGGAGCUGCAGCUCCGCAUGCAGGAGGAGGUCACCCGGCGGGAGGUGGUGGCCGUGGAUGCCGAGCAGCAGAAGCAGAACAUCCAGCAGGAGCUGAUGCAGCUGCGGCAGAACUCGGACCACCAGAUCAAGUCCAAGGUGAAGCUGAUCGAGGAGGCUGAAUACAACCGCAAGAAGGUGGAGGAGGAGAUCCGCCUCAUCCGCCUGCAGCUGGAGAGCACCGAGAAGCAGCGGGAGAGCGCAGAGACAGAGCUGCAGGAGCUGCGGGCACGUGCUGAAGAUGCCGAGCGGCAGAAGCGGCAGGCGCAGGAGGAGGCCGAGCGCCUGCGCCGGCAGGUGAAGGAGGAGAGCCAGAAGAAGCGCGAGGCGGAGGAGGAGCUGAAGCGCAAGGUGCAGGCUGAGCGCGAAGCGGCCCGGGAGAAGCAGAAGGCAGUGGCAGACCUGGAGCAGCUGCGGCUGCAGGCGGAGGAGGCUGAGCGACGCAUGCGGCAGGCAGAGGCCGAGAAGGACCGGCAGAUCCAGGUGGCCCAGGAGGUGGCCCAGCGCAGCGCUGAGGCUGAGCUGCAGAGCAAGAGGCUCUCUUUCGCCGAGAAGACAGCGCAGCUGGAGCUGUCGCUGCAGCAGGAGCACGAUGUGGUGGCCCAGCUGCAGGAGGAGGCCGAGCGGCUGAAGAAGCAGCAGCUGGAGGCCGAGCGCUCGCGGGAGGAGGCUGAGAAGGAGCUGGAGCGCUGGCGGCAGAAGGCCAACGAGGCGCUGCGCCUGCGGCUGCAGGCCGAAGAGGUGGCCCACAAGAAGUCACUGGCACAAGAAGAGGCCGAGAAGCAGAAGGAGGAUGCAGAGCGCGAGGCCCGCAAGCGCGCCAAAGCAGAGGAGGUGGCCGUGCGGCAGAAGGAGCUGGCGGAGGAAGAGCUGGAAAAGCAGCGGGAGCUGGCAGAGGGCACAGCCCAGCAGAAGCUGGCGGCGGAGCAGGAGCUGAUCCGGCUGAAGGCGGAGAUGGAUAACGGGGAGCAGCAGCGCCUGCUCCUGGAGGAAGAGCUCUCGCGGUUGAAGGGCGAGGUGAACGAGGCCAUCCAGAGGAGGAAAGAGCUGGAGGAGGAGCUGGCCAAGCUACGGGCAGAGAUGGAAGUCCUGCUGGAGAGCAAGGCCAAGACAGAGGAGGAGUCGCGCUCCAGCAGCGAGAAGUCCAAGCAGCGGCUGGAGGCGGAGGCCAACAAGCUGCGGGAGCUGGCCGAGGAGGCCGCCCGCCUGCGCGCCCUCUCUGAAGAGGCCAAGCGGCAGCGGCAGCUGGCAGAGGACGAGGCCACCCGGCAGCGGGCCGAGGCCGAGCGCAUCCUGAAGGAGAAGCUGGCGGCCAUCAACGAGGCCUCACGGCUGAAGGCGGAGGCGGAGAUUGCGCUGAAGGAGAAGGAGGCGGAGAACGAGCGGCUGCGGCGGCUGGCGGAGGAUGAGGCCUACCAGCGCAAGCUGCUGGAGGAGCAGGCGGCCCAACACAAGCAGGACAUCGAGGAGAAGAUUGCCCUGCUGAAGCGCUCCUCAGAGAGCGAGCUGGAGAGGCAGAAGGGGCUCGUGGAGGAUACGCUGCGGCAGCGGCGGCAGGUGGAGGAGGAGAUCCGCGCCCUCAAGGCCAGCUUCGAGAGGGCCUCAGCUGGCAAGAGCGAGCUGGAGCGGGAGCUGAACCGCAUCCGUGGGGAGGCAGAGGAGGUGCAGCGCAGCCGGGAGCAGGCGGAGCGGGAGGCCGAGCGGCAGCGGGCCCUGGCGCUGGAGGAGGAGGGCCGCCGGCGCGAGGCCGAAGAGAAGGUGCAGGCCAUCCUGGCGGCUGAGGAGGAGGCCGGGCGGCAGCGGCGGCUGGCCCUGGAGGAAGUGGAGCGGCUGCGGGCCAUGGUGGAGGAGGCGCGGCGGCAGAAGGAACUGGCAGAGAAGGAGUCAGAGCGGCAGAUCCAGCUGGCACGGGAAGCAGCGCAGAAGCGGAUUGAGGCCGAGGAGAAGGCGCACCUGGCUGCUGUGCAGCAGAAGGAGCAGGAGCUGCUGCAGACGCGCCAGCAGGAGCAGAGCCUCCUGGACCGGCUGCGCGAGGAGGCUGACCGGGCCCGACGGGCGGCCGAGGAGGCCGAGUUUGCCCGUGGCAAGGCCGAGCAGGACGCCAGCUUGUCCCGGCAGCGCGUGGAGGAGGCUGAGCGGCUGAAGCAGCGGGCAGAGGAGGAGGCGCAGGCCAAGGCACAGGCGCAGGCGGAUGCAGAGAAGCUGCGGAAGGAGGCUGAGCUGGAGGCAGCGAAACGGGCGCAGGCAGAGCAGGCGGCCCUGAGGCAGAAGCAGCUGGCCGAUGCCGAGAUGGAGAAGCACAAGAAGUUUGCCGAGCAGACACUGCGGCAGAAGGCGCAGGUGGAGCAGGAGCUGACCAAGGUGAAGUUGCAGCUGGAUGAGACAGACCACCAGAAGGGCAUCCUGGAUGAGGAGCUGCAGCGGCUGAAGGAGGAGGUGACAGACGCUGUCCGGCAGAAGGCCCAGGUGGAGGAGGAACUCUUCAAGGUCCGGGUGCAGAUGGAGGAGCUGGCCAAGCUGAAGAGCCGCAUUGAGGAGGAGAACAAGGCACUGAUCCUCAAGGACAAGGACAACACGCAGAAGUUCCUGGCGGAGGAGGCAGAGAAGAUGAAGCAGGUGGCAGAGGAGGUGGCCCGGCUGAGUGUGGAGGCGCAGGAGGCCGCCCGCAUGCGGCAGCUGGCUGAGGAUGACCUGGCGCAGCAGCGGGCGCUGGCAGAGAAGAUGCUGAAGGAGAAGAUGCAGGCAGUGCAGGAGGCCACGCGGCUGCGGGCCGAGGCUGAAAUGCUGCAGAAGCAGAAGGACUUGGCGCAGGAACACGCCAAGAAGCUGCAGGAGGACAAGGAGCAGAUGCAGCAGCGCCUGGCUGAGGAGACCGAGGGCUUCCAGAAGACGCUGGAGGCUGAGCGCCGGCGGCAGCUGGACAUCACGGCUGAGGCCGAGCGCCUCAAGCUGCAGGUGGCAGAGAUGAGCAUGGCCCAGGCCAAGGCUGAGGGGGAAGCCAAGCGGUUCAAAAAGCAGGCAGAGGAGAUCAGUGAGAGGCUGCAUGAGACUGAGCUGGCCACACAGGAGAAGAUGACGAUGGUGCACACCCUGGAGAUCCAGAGACACCAGAGCGAUGAGGAUGCCGAAAAGCUGCGGAAAGCCAUUGCUGACUUGGAGAAGGAGAAGGAGAAGCUGAAACAGGAGGCAGCGCUGCUGCAGCAGAAGGCAGAGGAGAUGCAGGUGGCCCAGCAGGCUCAGCUCCGUCAGGAGACGCAGCUCCUGCAGCAGAGCUUCCUGACGGAGAAAGAUGCCCUGCUGCAGAAGGAGAAGUUCAUUGAGGAGGAGAAAUCGAAGCUGGAGAAGCUCUUCAAGGAUGAGGUGAACAAAGCCCAGAACCUGAAGGCAGAGCAGGAGCGGCAGCAGCAGGAGAUGGAGCAGGAGAAGCAGCAGUUGAAAGCUAUGUUGGACGAAGCCAAGAAGCAUCAGAAGGAAGCUGAGGAAAACGUCCGGCACAAGCAGGAGGAGCUACAGCAGCUGGAGAAGCAGCGACAGCAGCAGGAGAAACUUCUGGAAGAAGAGAACCAGAAGCUGAGGGAGAGGCUCGAGCAGAUGCAGGAGGAGUACAAGGCUGCCCUGGCCCAGAGGCGGGAGAUCAUGAUCCAGACAGAUGACCUGCCUGGGGAGGCGGUUACAGCAACACAGCUGCUGGACGUCAAGGCUGUGCCCAAUGGCCGGGAUGCAAUGGACGGCUUAGCCCAGAAUGGGGAGCCGGAGUUCGCCUUUGACGGCAUCCGGCAGAAGGUGUCAGCAGAGAAGCUGGCUGAUGCCGGCAUUCUGAGCAGAGAGAACUUGGACAAGUUGGCAAAAGGUGUUGUGAGUGUGGACGAGCUCUCUCAGAGGGAGGAUGUCAAGAAGUACCUGCAGGGCAAGAGCAGCAUUGCCGGUUUGCUGAUCAAACCCUCCAACCAGAAGAUGAGCAUCUACGAAGCCAUGAAGAAGAAGCUGCUCAGCCCAGGCACAGCGCUGGUGCUCCUGGAGGCACAGGCUGCUUCUGGCUUCAUCAUUGACCCUGUGAGGAACGCAAGGCUCUCAGUGAACGAGGCGGUGCGAGAGGGAGUGAUCGGGCCUGAGCUGCACAACAAGAUGCUGUCGGCCGAGCGGGCUGUCACUGGCUAUAAGGAUCCAUACACAGGUGAUAAGAUCUCCCUGUUCCAGGCCAUGCAGAAGGAUCUCAUCGUCAGGGACCAUGGCAUCCGCCUGCUCGAGGCCCAGAUCGCCACCGGUGGCAUCAUCGAUCCUGUCAACAGCCACCGCCUGCCUGUGGAAGCCGCCUACAAGCGUGGCUACUUCGAUGAGGAGAUGAAUCGGGUCCUGUCUGACCCCACUGAUGACACCAAGGGCUUCUUCGACCCCAACACUCAGGAGAACCUCACCUACCUGCAGCUCAUGGAGCGGUGCGUGACUGACCCGGACACAGGGCUGUGCCUCCUGCCGCUCACUGACCAAGCAACCAAGGCCAGAGAGCUGGUCUACACUGACAAGGAGGCCAAGGACGUCUUCAAGAAGGCCACAGUGACAGCUCCCUUUGGCAAGUUCCAAGGGAAGACGAUGACCAUCUGGGAGCUCAUCAACUCUGAAUACUUCACUGAGGACCAAAGGCGGGACCUGAUCCAGCAGUACAGGACUGGCAAGAUCACAGUGGAGAAGAUCAUCAAGAUUGUCAUCACGGUUGUGGAGGAAAGUGAGAAGAAGAGCCAGAUGUGCUUUGAGGGCCUGCGGGGCCCUGUGCCUGCUGCCGAGCUGCUGGAGAGCAAGAUCAUCAACAAGGACCUCUACAACCAGCUGCACCAGGGCAAGAAGUCCGUAAAGGAUGUGGCAGAGAUGGAGUCCGUACGGCAGUACCUGAAGGGCACAGAUGCCAUUGCUGGUGUCCUGGUGGAAUCUACGGGCCAGAAGCUCACCUUCUACGAGGCCCUGAAGAGAAACCUGCUGAGGCCAGAGGUUGCCCUGUCCCUGCUGGAGGCACAAGCUGCCACCGGCUACAUCAUUGACCCUGUGGGCAACAAGCUCUUCUCCGUGGACGAGGCAGUGAAGGCCGAGGUGGUGGGGCCAGAGUUCCACGAGAAGCUGCUGUCGGCGGAGAAGGCGGUGACUGGCUACAAGGAUCCCUACACAGGUCAGACGGUUUCCCUCUACCAAGCACUCCAGAAGGGCCUCAUCCCCAGCGACACUGGGCUCCGGCUGCUGGACGUCCAGCUUGCCACUGGUGGCAUCAUCGACCCCGUCAACAGCCACCGGCUCCCGCUUGAGGUCGCCUACAAGCGCGGCUACUUCGACCCAGAGAUAAACAAGGCUCUGACUGAGUUCCAAGAUGACGCCAAGGCUUUCUACUGUCCCAACACCCAGGAACAGCUCACCUACGCCCAGCUGCAGAAGAGCUGCCACCGCGACAAGCAGACUGGCCUGUGCCUGCUGCCCCUGUCUGACAAGGCAAUCCAGUCACAGCAGGAGGAGAUCUACACUGACAGCCAGGCCAAGGAGUGCUUUGACAAAGCUACCAUCGAGGUCCCGGUGGGCAGCAUGAAGGGCCAGACAAUGACCAUCUGGGAGCUGAUCCACUCUGAAUACUUCACAGAGGAGCACAGACGGGAGCUGCUCCGACAGUACAAGACCGGCAAAGUGACAAUCGAGAAGAUCAUCAAGAUUGUGAUCACCAUCAUCGAGGAGGCAGAGACCAAAAAGCAGGAGAAACUGACAUUCAGUGGUCUGCGGGCUCCGGUGCCAGCCAGCGAGCUGCUGGAGUCCUGCAUCAUCAGCAAAACCCAGUAUGAGCAGCUGAAGGAAGGCAAGAAAUCAGUGAAGGACCUCUCGGAGACAGAUGCAGUGAGGAGAUUUCUGCAUGGCAGCGACUGCAUCUCCGGUGUCUAUGUGGAGGCCACCAAGGAGAAGCUGAACAUCUAUGAGGCCAUGAGGAGGAACCUGCUGAGACCCAGCACUGCCGUGGUCCUCCUGGAGGCCCAGGCAGCCACUGGGUUCUUGAUCGACCCUGUGAAGAACCGUAAACUGUACGUCAAUGAGGCCGUGAAGGCUGGCAUUGUCGGGCCUGAGCUGCACGAGAAGCUGCUGUCGGCUGAGAAGGCUGUCACGGGCUACAAGGAUCCCUACUCAGGCGAUACCAUCUCCCUGUUCCAGGCCAUGAAGAAGGGGCUGAUUGUCAAGGAGCACGGCAUCCGCCUGCUGGAGGCCCAGAUCGCCACCGGCGGCAUCAUCGACCCUGUGCACAGCCAUCGCCUGCCCGUGGAGGUGGCCUACAAGCGUGGCUACUUCGACGAGGAGAUGAACCGGACCCUCUCCGACCCCACUGAUGACACCAAGGGCUUCUUCGACCCCAACACUCAGGAGAACCUCACCUACGUGCAGCUGAAGGAGAGGUGCAUCGAGGAUCCUGAGACGGGCCUGUACCUGCUGCCUCUGCGGGAGCCUGAGAAGCCAAAAGUGGUGGAAACCACUCACGUGUACACAGAAGCAGAGACACGGAAGGUGUUUGAGGAGACACAGGUGGACAUCCCUGUGGGCAGCCGGGCAGGCUCCACCAUGUCACUGUGGGAUGUCAUGCACUCAGACCUGCUGCCCGAGGAGCAGCGUAAACAUCUCAUGGAGGAGUUCCAGUCGGGCCGCGUGUCCAAGGAGCGCAUGAUCAUCAUUAUCAUCGAGAUCAUCGAGAAGACUGAGAUCAUCCGUCAGCAGAAUCUCACGUCCUAUGACUACGUCCGGCGCCGCAUCACAGCUGAGGACCUCUACGAGGCCAAGAUCAUCACACAGGACAUCUACAAUCUGCUGAAACAGGGCUCCAAAACCUUCCGGGAGCUCCUGGAUGUGGAGACUGUCUGGAAGUACCUUUACGGGUCGGGCUGUGUGGCUGGCAUCUACAUCCCCUCCUCCAAGCAGACUCUCAGUGUGUACCAGGCGCUGAAGAAGGGCCUGAUCAAUUCUGAAGUGGCCCGCUCCCUCCUGGAGGCCCAGGCAGCCACUGGCUUCAUGAUCGACCCCACAAAGAACGAAAUGCUGACUGUUGAUGAGGCAGUCAGGAAGGGCGUGGUGGGGCCAGAGAUCCACGACCGGCUCCUGUCGGCAGAGAGGGCUGUGACUGGCUACAGAGACCCCUACAGUGAACAGAAGAUUUCCCUCUUCCAGGCCAUGAAGAAGGAUCUCAUUCCCAGCGAAGAGGCCCUCAAGCUCCUAGAUGCCCAGAUCGCCACCGGCGGCAUCAUUGACCCACACUUGGGCUUCCACCUGCCCUUGGAGGUGGCUCUCCAGCGGGGCUUCAUCAACAAGGAGACGUACGACAUGCUGUCGGAGCCCAGCGAGGUGCGCAGCUACGUGGACCCCUCCACAGAUGAGAAGCUCAGCUACACGCAGCUGCUGAAGCGGUGCCGCAAGGACGAGAACUCCCGGCUCCUCCUGCUCCCGCUCUGUGACACACGGAAGCUCACCUUCCGGGGCCUGAGGAAGCAGAUCACGGUGGAGGAGCUGGUCCUUUCGAAGGUGAUGGAUGAAGCCACAGCCCAGCGCCUCCAGGAGGGUCUCACCUCUGUCGAGGAGGUCUCUAAGAACUUGAAGAAGUUCCUGGAAGGCACCAGCUGCAUCGCUGGCGUAUUUGUGGACUCCACAAAGGAGCGUCUAUCCAUCUACCAGGCCAUGAAGAAGGGGAUCAUCCGGCCCGGCACCGCCUUCGAGCUCCUGGAGGCACAGGCAGCCACAGGCUACGUGAUUGACCCCAUCAAGGGCCUCAAGCUGACAGUGGAGGAAGCUGUGCGCAUGGGCAUUGUGGGCCCUGAGUUCAAGGACAAGCUGCUCUCUGCCGAGCGGGCCGUCACCGGCUACCGGGACCCCUACACUGGAAAGCUCAUCUCCCUCUUCCAGGCUAUGAAGAAGGGUCUGAUCCUGAAGGACCAUGGGAUCCGCCUGCUGGAGGCACAGAUCGCCACGGGAGGCAUCAUUGACCCCGAGGAGAGCCACCGCCUGCCUGUGGAGGUGGCCUACAAGAGGGGCCUCUUUGACGAGGAGAUGAAUGAGAUCCUGCUGGACCCUAGUGAUGACACCAAGGGCUUCUUCGACCCCAACACAGAGGAGAACCUCACCUACCUGCAGCUCAUGGAGCGGUGCAUCACGGACCCAGAGACCGGCCUCUGCCUCCUGCCUCUGAAGGAGAAGAAGCGGGAGAGGAAGACGUCCUCCAAGUCCUCCGUCCGCAAGCGCCGGGUGGUGAUUGUUGACCCAGAGACAGGCAAGGAGAUGUCCGUGUACGAAGCCUAUCGCAAAGGCCUCAUUGACCACCAGACUUACCUGGAGCUGUCAGAGCAGGAGUGCGAGUGGGAGGAGAUCACCACCUCCUCCUCCGAUGGCGUGGUGAAGUCAAUGAUCAUUGACAGGCGCUCGGGGCGCCAGUAUGACAUCGAUGAUGCCAUUGGCAAGGGUCUGAUUGACCAGUCAGCCCUGGACCAGUACCGCUCGGGCACCCUCUCCAUCACCGAGUUUGCCGACAUGCUCUCUGGCAACAUGGGUGGCUUCCGGUCGCGGUCGUCCUCGGUUGGAUCCUCCUCCUCCUACACCGCCAGCCCAGCCCUGUCACGGACCCAGAUCUCCAUGUGGACUGACCCAACCGAAGAGACUGGGCCAGUGGCAGGCAUCCUGGACACGGACACUCUGGAGAAGGUGUCCAUCACGGAGGCGAUGCGCCGCAACCUGGUGGACAACAUCACAGGGCAGCGGCUGCUGGAAGCCCAGGCCUGCACCGGGGGCAUCAUCGACCCCAACACCGGUGACAAAUGCACCGUUGCCGAUGCGGUCGCCAAGGGCCUGGUUGACAAGAUCAUGGUGGACCGCAUCAACCUGGCGCAGAAGGCCUUCUACGGCUUUGAGGACCCGCGGACCAAGACGAAGAUGUCGGCGGCACAGGCCCUGAAGAAGGGCUGGCUCUACUACGAGGCUGGACAGCGGUUCCUGGAGGUGCAGUACUUGACAGGGGGCCUGAUCGAGCCCGAUGCCCCAGGCCGUGUCUCCCUGGAUGACGCGCUGCAGAAGGGCACUAUUGAUGCGCGGACUGCCCAGAAGCUGCGGGAUGUCAACACCUACUCCAAGUACCUCACCUGCCCCAAGACCAAGCUCAAGAUCUCCUACAAGGACGCCAUGGACCGGAGCAUGAUCGAGGAUGGGACCGGCCUGCGGCUGCUGGAGGCCUCCUCCCAAUCCAGCAAGGGCUACUAUAGCCCCUACAACAUCAGCAGUGCCGGCUCCACCUCUGGAUCGCGCUCGGGCUCUCGCACCGGCUCCCGCUCAGGCUCCCGGCGCGGCAGUUUUGACGCCACUGGCUCCAGCUUCUCCAUGACCUUCUCUUCCUCCUCCUACUCCUCCUCGAGUUUCGGGCGCAGAUACACGGGGGUUACCCAGGGCACCGUGGAGGAGGCUGCCCUUGCCCUCGCCCUGGCCGCAUCCAGAAGCUGUGGGUGGGAGGCGAGCAGGGAGUGCCCCGGGGUGUCUGUGCCCCUGCUCCACAUGCCCCUGCAUCCCAAAGGAGGAGACUGCCUUGGCCCUGUGGUGCACCCCACUGCAACCAAUGUGCCAGAGGAGGACAUCACCAGCUCCUUGGCACUGGACAGCCAGACACACCACACCAGCCCUGAAGCUGCUGCCUGGACCCCUUCCACGUGCCCCCAGUGCAGCGAGGAGGGGGCUCGGCACCCCAGCCCCCUGAGCUGCCCCACCUCCCUGCCUCAGCCUCCUGGCACGUCCCCACCACCACGUUGCAGAGCUGGUGCCCUGACCACGUCUUUUUCCAGUCCCAACAAAGACCUCCCAGUGCCACUGGGUGAGCUCCUGAGCUGGGUCUCCGACAUCAGCAGGUCGUGGACGGGCUCGAGGGGAGCCCUGGAGGCGGCAGCUGCUCAGCCGUGCCCACCUCCGCAGUGUGGCUGGAUGUCCAUACCACUUCCCCUCAUCGCCGCCAUGGAGCCCGUCCCCCACCCUGAGGCCGCUUCGUGCCAUGGGCUGUAUGGGCUGCUGCAGGUCAUGGUGAAGUAUGUCAAGAUGUUCCCUGCUCCCCCAGAUAUUCCUUGCUUACCCCUCAACUUCCUGACUCUCCCCCAGGUCCCUUCAGCACCGAGCGCCGGCAGUGACCCGGCCAAACUCGUCACCAUGGAGAACUCCACGAUUUUCCCCAUUUUAAUGCCCUGCAUGUCACCCUGCCCUGCUGCUGUGGAGGCUGGAGAGAACCCUCCCCGCCUCCCCGAGUUAAACCAUCCCUCAGAACCGCGGUGGCACAGGAGACACCGAGCGCCUCCUCGGCCGUGCAGGGGUCCCUCGCCCCCCGCCCGCGUUCACCCACCGCCCUUCGGGGUGCACCGUGCAGUGGGGGACACCGGAGAUGGUGUGGAGGGCUUGCCGUGGGACAGGGAGGAGCUGGAGAGAGCCUGCCUGCGCUCCGAGCAGAGGCUGGAGGUGCAGGAGCAGCUGCUCGCCCUGCGGCACUGGCUGGACGCCGUGGAGAAGCGGCUGCUGGCGCUGCCAGAGCCCGGCACGGCCCUGCAGGGAGGAAGGCACCUGGCCACAGCUGGCUGGGAGAGCCUGCAGCACAGCCCUGCAGCCAUCCAGGGCGCGGAGCCGCAGCGGCAGCAGCAGCGCAGUGGGGGCUGCCGGCCGCCCCCUCCUCGCCGCCCCUCGCCGGCUCCUUUUGUUGGAGGCCUGGCCGGCACACGGGCUCCCUCGGCACACAUGACGGCACAAACUGAAAGGGCCAUUCAUCGCGGCCCCGGCGCAGACAAAGCCGAGGCCGCACAGAAACCCACCCGGCUCCCGGGAUCUGAGGCUGUGCAUUCCAGCCGCCCGCUCCCGCCCGGUGCCCCGCGCCGGGCUCCGCUGCCCGGGGCGCCCGUGCCACCCCGAGCCCGGUACCUGGGGCUGCGGAGCGUGCCGGGCGAGCUGCCGGCGGCCGCGGGGGACGGGGGUGGCGAGAGGCUCGGAGCUGCAUCCUCACCCCCUGCCCAGCUUCUGCCUGGCAGGUCCCGGCCGGGCUCUGUGAGUGCUGUGGGGUGCCCGCAGUACCGUGGGGUCAGACCCCGCUGGGUGCCCAGCCCCCCGGUGCCAGCAGCACAAGGCUCCAGAGCCGUGCGGGGAGGAAGAGGAUGCCGAGCUGCUGCAGGACGCUGCGGAGCCGCCGAGGCCCCGGCAGAUGCUAAUUCCCGGCAGCGUCUCUGGCAGCAGACAAAGCCCCCGGCCCCGCCGCCCGCCGCUCCCAGGAGACCCCAGGGAGCCCCAUCCAUCAGCGUGGCCGACGCGCCGGCAGCGGCCCCCCGGCUCCCGGGGCCCAGCGAGGGGCACCAUGCCGGUGAGAGCACAGCGCCGGUGUUAGUGCCAGUGCCGGUGUUAGUGCUGGUGCUGGUGCCAGUGCUGGUGUCGGUACAGGUGCUGGAGCAGGCACCGGUGUUAGUGCCGGUGCCGGUGCCGGUACAGGUGCUGAGGCAGGUGCAGGGGCAGCAGCAGCAGCAGGUGUUAGUGCCUAUGCCGGUGCUGGUGUCGGAGCAGGUGCCGGUGUCGGUACAGGUGCCGGUGUUAGUGCCGGUGGGAGCACGGUGCCAGAGUGCCAGUGAGAGCACGGUGCCGGAGCAGGUUUCGGUGUCGGUGCAGGUGCCGGGGCAGCCCGGGGCGCGGGCUCUCGCCCCCCCGGGCGGCGCGGGGCGGGCGGAGGGCCGGCACCGCCCCUCCCCCGCGGGAUGGCUGCGGGGCCCCGGGGGUUUCCCCGCCCCGCCGAGCCCGGCGCUGCCGGUGCCAGGGUCUCCGCCCGGUGCCCCCGCGCUCCCCCCGCGCCGCGGGCGCGGCGCACAAAGGCGGCGGGGCCGGGGCGGCGGUAACGGGGACCGAGACUCCCCCCGCCGCCUCCGCCCCGCUCCCCCGCGCGGGCCGGGCCCCCCCGGAGUGGUAACGGCGGCGGCGGCGCCCCCGGCCCGGCCCCAUGGACGCCCGAAGCCGCCGAGGGGUGAGUGCGGGGCGGGGGCUCCGGGGCCGCGGCGUGCGCGGGGCCGGGCGGGGUCGGUGUCCCGAGGCUCGGGGUCUCCCCGGGUCACCCCGCGCACCCGCGCAGCCCCCGGACGCGCGGGGGUUGCGGUGGAGUGGGAGUGCGGUGACCCGCGGGGCUGCACCCACCGGGACCGUGCCGUGGGUGUGGGCCGGGAUUUGAGGCGGGGGCCCGGCGCCCGCGCCAUGGGGAACUCGGUGAGCCGGCCCAGCUGCCUGGGCGAGAAGAGCCGGCGACCGGAGGAGCUCCUGCGGGAGCCGGGGCUGGACGCGGGGCAGCCACCCGCAGGAGGCGUCGCGGAGGCCUGGCCGGUGCUGCUGGAGAAGGCGGCGCUGCCGGUGGAGAAUGGCUGGAGCCCGGGGCCCGGUGUCGCCCGGAGCCGGCCGGGCAGCCCGGUGCUGAGGCGCAGCCAGUCCGAGGUGGCCGUGCAGAACGGGGGUGCGGCUGCAGUGCGGGGACAGGUGGGGGGCGCGACCUGGACCCCCCCCCGGGCCGGCGCUCCCCGCAGCACCUGGUCCUGGAAGCCCGUCACCACCCGGGAGGUGACCGAGGUGACGGAGGUGACCGAGACCAUCGUGACGGAGAUCGUGGAGGUGACCGAGUACCCGGCGGGUGACAAGGGUGGCGAGCCCGUGGUCACCCGCACGGUCACCGUGCUGACAGAGUGCGUGGGGGAGCUCGCUGCUGCUGCUGGACACACGGAUGGCACCGAGGUGUCCUCACGGGCUGUGCCCGUCCCAGAGGAGGCAGCAGAGAGGGGCCAGGAGACGCUGGAGCGGCUGCUGGCCUGGGUGGCAGACAUGGAGGAGCUGGUGAGCAACCAGAAGCCGCCGUCGGCGGAGGCCAAGGUGGUGAAGGCGCAGCUGGAGGAGCAGAAGCUCCUGAAGCGCCUGCUGGAGGAGCGGAGGCCACGUGUGGAGCUUGUCCUGCAGGACAGACUGACGGCACCCGAGGGCAGUGCCAGCCUCUUCAGCCUCGGGGAGAGGUGGGACAAGCUGAUGCAGGAGGCUGAAGCCAGGUACGGCUGCCUGGAGCGGAUCCUGCCGGCAGCCCAGGGCUUCCAGGAGGCCGUGGAUGCCUUCCAGGAGUGGCUCGGCACCACAGAGAGGCAGCUGGCCCAGCUCUGGCGUGCUGAUGGCUGUGUGGGCCGCGUGCAGGACGCCCACCAGCAGACCCAGGCCCUCUGUGAGGAGAUCCGCGGGCGGCUGAGUGAGCUGGAUCGGGCCCUGGAGAGCGGGCAGCGCGUCCUGGAGCUGGUGACAGGGGAGGAGGCCCAGCUGACGCAGGAGAAGAUGGAGUCACUGAGGAUGCGCUACCUCAUCGUGGGCCAGAGCAGCGCUGACACCGCUCACCGGCUGGGGCAGACCCUGGAGGCCUCGUCUCGCCUGGGCACGGCCCCUGAGGACCUGGCACUGUGGCUGAGCCGCAUGGAGAAGGAGCUGGGCGAGCAGGAGAGCCAGCAGGAUGGACAGGAGCCCUCGGUCACUGCCAGUGACAGGGAGAAGUUUGAGCAGGUCCUGGAGUCCCAGCUCAGCCGCGUGGCCGGGCUGGGUGAGCGGCUGGAGGAGAUCGGUCACGUGCAGCUGGAUGCUGAGGCUCUCCGCUUGCAGCUCUCCGAGCAGAAGCUGCUCUCUGCUGAGAUCCUGCACUGCCGGGGCCUGGUUGAGCGUCUGCUGGGCUUCUCGGAGCCGCUGCUGCGCUGUUGCCCUGAGCCCCUGAGGCAGCGCCUUCAGCCGUCGGUGCAGGCGCUGCGGGAGCGCACGGAGCAGCUGUCCCUGCGCAGCGGCGCCUGUGCCGUGCAGCUGGAGCACGCCCAGUCCCUGCUCACCCAGUUCUCUGAGGCCCUCGAGGAGCUGCUGCCCUGGCUGGAGGAGACGCAGGCCCUGGGGGUGCAGCUGUCGCCCAACGCCAUCAGCUACGAGGCCUUCAAGGAGCAGCAGGCGCUGCUGCAGAGCCUGCGGGAGGCCAUCGCCGAGCACCGGCCGCUGGUGGGGAAGCUGCAGCGUGUGUCGGCACAGCUGCUGGAGCUGAGCCCCGAGCAGGGAACCCCAUUCCAGCGGCGCUGGCAGGAGCUGGAGGAGCAGUACGGCCACAUCCGCGAGCGCGUGCGCCAGGCGGCGGCUCUGCUGGAGGAUGCCCUGCCACGAUACAGCCAGCUGUCAGAGCGCAUGGACCUGCUGCUGGAGUGCCUGGAGCGGCUGCAGAGCCGGCUGCAGAGCCAGCCCCCUGUCCGUGGCGACGCGGCCCAUCUGAGGGAGCAGAUCCGGGAGAACAGCCUGGCCCUGGGCGAGCUGGAGAAGCUCGGGGUGGCCCUGGAGGGGAUCCGAGCACAGGGAGAGGAGCUGCUGGCCACCGUGCAGGCAGUCAGCUCCGACGCCGCGGACAGAGGGAUCCAGGAGCGCAGCGAGCAGCUGCUGUCACUGUGGGGCUGCCUGCACGGCCGCUGCCAGGAGCGGGAGCGGUGGCUUCGGGAGCUGCUGGCACUGGCCGAGCGCUUCUGGCAUGGCCUGUCUGAGCUGGCCGUGGCACUCAGUGACACCCAGCAGCUGGUGCUGGGCCUGGAGGAGGCUGGCAGCGAGCCUGAGGCCAUCCGCACGCGGCUGCGCACUAUGCAGGCUCUGCGGGAGGACAUCGACGCGCUGCAGGGUGAGCUGGACACGCUGGGCAGCUUGGGCGUGGAGCUGAUGGCGUCCUGUGGGGACCCUGACAAACCUGAUGUCACCAAGAGCCUGGACGAUCUCUACUCCUCCUGGCACAGCCUGAGCCGGGUGUGGACGGAGCGGAACGGGCGCCUCGAGGAGCAGCUCCAGGCCGCCCUCAGCUACCAGGACACCAUGCAGCGGCUCCUGGAGUGGCUGGACGCGGCCGAGCUGCGCAUCGCCGAGGAGUUCCUGGUGGGCGGUGACCUGGACAUGGUGCAGCAGCAGCUGGCCGAGCUCAAGGAGUUCAAGCGGGAGCUGUACCAGUGCAAGGUGGACGUGGAGAGCCUGCGGCACCAGGGGGGCACGGGGCAGGGGGAGCCCCCGGCCACGCUCUGCGACUUCCGUCAGCGCUGGGACCACCUGGAGGAGGAGAUUGUCAGCAGACAGCACCAGCUGGAGGCAGCACUGCUGGGGCUGGGGCAGUUCCACACGCAGCUGGCCGAGCUGCUGCAGUGGCUGAGCCGCACCGGGGAGCAGCUGCGCGGCCCCGCGCCCCUGCGGCCCGACCUGCAGAGCUGCGAGAUCGAGCUGGCCAAGCACAAGGUGCUGCGCACCGACGUGAUGUCGCACGCCCGCACGGUGCAGUCGGUGACCGAGGCCGGGCAGGGGCUGCUGCUCUCCAGCCUGGGUGAGAGCGUGGAGGGGCUGCAGCGCAGCCUGCAGCAGCUGGAGCAGCACUGGGAGCUGGUGCGCAGCGAGACCGAGAGCCGGCAGCUGGAGCUGGAGAACAACCUCAGCCAGGUGCAGGACAUCACGCUGGAGAUCACAGAGCUGCUGCAGUGGCUGGAGCAGGUGGAGCUGCAGCUCUUCUGCUCCAAGCCGGCCUGGGGCCACCCUGAUGCCACCAAAGAGAAGCUGAACGCACACCUGGAGCUGUGCCGGGAGCUGGAGGUGCGGGCCGGUUCCUACCGGGGGCUGCGGGAGCGGCUGCAGCGGCUGCUGGACUCGUGCCGCGCCGGCCGGCCCUGCAGCACCGAGCACAGCCUGCGCCUGCUGGAGCAGAAGUGGGACAGCGUCCAGGCCGAGGCCCAGGAGAGGAAGGAGCGCCUGGCCGAGGGGCUGACGGUCAGCACCGAGUUCCACGGCUCGGCGCAGGAGCUGCUGCGCUGGGUGGCCCACGCCGAGGAGCUGCUGGGGUCCCCCGCGCCCCCCAGCUUCGUCCUGGACACCGUCACCGCGCAGAUCCAGGAGCACAAGGCCCUGGUGAAGGAGGCGAACGCACACGGAGAGAAGCUGGGCGGCCUGGAGGCCGUGGCCGCGCGCCUCAAGGAUUUCAGUCGGAAGCAGGACGGGGCCGUCAUCCAGAACCUGGUGCUGGCAGCCCGGGAGAGGCUGGGCAAGGUCCUGCAGCGGGCAGCAGAGAGGGGAGCUGUACUGGAGGAGGCCCGGAAACGCAGCAAGCAGUUCAGCGAGUCCCGGCGGCUGCUCCUGGACUGGAUGGACGAGGUGGAGCAGAGCCUGGAGGAGCCUCAGGACGCAGCCACCAGCCAGGAGGAGAUCAAGUGCCAGCUGGCUGAGCACAAGGCGUUCCAGAAGGUGCUGCGGGCCAAGCGCCCGGUGUACGAGGCCACGCUGCGGAGCGGGCGGGCGCUGCGGGAGGGGGCGCGGCUGCCCCAGGACCUGCAGCCGCUGGAGGAGCUGCUGGGGGAGCUGAAGGAGCGCUGGGACGCGCUGUGCAGCCAUGCAGCGGAGAGGCAGCACAAGCUGGAGGAGAACCUGCUCUUCUCGGGCAAGUUCACGGACGCGCUGCAGGCGCUCAUGGACUGGCUGUACCGCGCCGAGCCGCAGCUCAGCGAGGACGCGCCCGUCGGGGGUGACCGCGACCUGGUCGGGGACCUCAUGGACAAGCACAAGGUGUUCCAGAAGGAGCUGGGCAAGCGCGCCAGCUGCAUCAAGACGCUGAAGCGCUCGGUGCGGGACCUGACGCGGGGCAGCAGCAGCGUGGACUCGCAGUGGCUGCAGCGGCAGGUGGAGGAGCUCAGCACCCGCUGGGACCUAGUCUGCAAACUCUCCCUGGCCAAGCAGGCCCGGCUGGAGGCGGCGCUGCGGCAGGCGGAGGAGUUCCACACCCUGGUGCACUCCUUCCUGGGGCGCCUGACGGAGUCGGAGAAGACGCUCAAGUACGGAGUGUUCCCCGAGGAGGAGGCGGCCGUGCAUGAGUGCCAGGCCCAGCUGCAGGAGCUGAUGCAGUCCCUGCAGUGCCAGCAGCUGGAGCUGGAGUGCAUCACCUCGCUGGGGGAGGAGAUCCUCAGCACCUGCCACCCCGACUCCGUCAUCACCAUCAAAUCCUGGGUCACGGUCGCCAAGAGCCGCUUCCAGGAGGUGCUGAGCUGGGCGCAGCAGCAGGGCGAGCGGCUGCGGGCGCAGGCGGCGGCGCUGGCGGCCGAGCGGGAGGACGCGGAGCAGCUGCUGGAGUGGAUCACGGCGGCCGAGGAGGCGCUGGGGCUGCGCGACCAGGAGCCGCUGCCCGAGGAGGCCGAGCCGCUGGAGGAGCUCAGCGCGCAGCACGCGGUGUUCAUGGAGGAGCUGAACCGCAAGCAGCCUGACGUAGAGAAGGUGACCAAGAGCUGCAAGCGGAAGCUGGCGGUGGACCUGGGCCCCCCGGCCACCCGCCGGCUGGCCACACGUCGCCGCAGCGGCGGGAAGGCGCAGGGCACGGCGGCGGCGCCGCUCGGGGCGCUGGAGCCCCAGACGCCGCUGAUGGCGCAGCUCCUGCACCGCUGGCAGCAGCUCUGGCUGCUGGCCCUGGACCGGCAGUACCGGCUGGAGACGGCCCUGCAGCGCCUGCGGGAGCUGGAGGAGUUCGCGCACUUUGACUUUGGGGUGUGGAGGAAGCGCUACAUGCAGUGGAUCAGCCAGAUGAAGUCACGCGUCCUGGACGUGUUCCGCGGCAUCGACAGGGACCAGGACGGGCGCAUCAGCCAGCGCGAGUUCAUCGAGAGUGUCCUGGCCUCCAAGUUCCCCACCAACGUGCUGGAGAUGAAUGCUGUGGCUACCAUCUUCGACAUGAAUGGCGACGGCUUCAUCGACUACUACGAGUUCGUCAGCGCCCUGCACCCCAACCGGGACCCACUGCGCCGCUCUGCUGAUGCUGACCAGAUCCAGGACGAGGUGAACCGGCAAGUGGCCCAGUGCAACUGCGCCAAGCGCUUCCAGGUGGAGCAGAUCAGCGCCAACAGGUACCGGUUUGGGGAGUCCCAGCAGCUGCGGAUGGUGCGGAUCCUGCGCAGCACCCUCAUGGUGCGGGUGGGCGGCGGCUGGAUUGCCCUCGACGAGUUCCUGGUGAAGAACGACCCCUGCAGAGUGAAGGGAAGGACCAACCUGAAGAUCAACGAGAAGUACCUGUCCUCAGACGUGUUCGGAGCCGCCGCCAGGUGCGCCGGGACCCAGUCGGCCGCCUCCUCCAAAGUGCUGUCCCCGAGCCGCUCCAACUCCAGCCUCAGCCUCUACAGCAGCGCCUCGGCCCCCAGCAGCCCCCUGGCCAGGAAGUCGGUGCUGCGGAGGACGCGCUCCGGGGACCGCUGUCCGCGCUCCCGGGGCUCGGGGCUGCCCGACGGAGCCGAGCUGCAGUUCAGCGCGGCUGAGGAGAGCCUGCCUGUGGCACCGCCAGAGCCGCCCGAAGGGUCCCCUCCGGAGCGCUGCAGCCCCUGCCGCUGAGCCCCGCGCCCGCCCUGCGCCCAGCACCCUCGGCCGGCCCCACUCAGGACCCUCCUGCACGGGGCCGCGCCCCCCGCGGGUCUCCGGCCCGGCGC
Melozone crissalis (California towhee) is the source of this 23101-nucleotide messenger RNA. RefSeq names its product plectin (gene PLEC). NCBI's taxonomy places the organism in Eukaryota, Metazoa, Chordata, Aves, Passeriformes, Passerellidae. Bases 201 to 23006 code for a protein of 7601 amino acids. Gene Ontology annotation, biological process: wound healing; hemidesmosome assembly; intermediate filament cytoskeleton organization. Gene Ontology annotation, molecular function: calcium ion binding; microtubule binding; structural molecule activity. The record is from RefSeq and is a predicted model, not a curated record. The transcript is spliced from 86 exons. Gene Ontology annotation, cellular component: hemidesmosome; focal adhesion; cytoplasm.